AUGUCACAAAGAAAUAGAAACGAUUCAUUUCGGCCUCAAGCCGAUAGUUCAUGGUUCGCGCCAGUUCUCGAUUGGGGAAACUCCCUCAUGAGCUUCGGGGACAAGAAAUCACAAGUUGUGAGGCGCACCGUUAUCCUGUCCCUUGCCCUUGCCCUUGCCCUUGCCCUUGCCCUUGCCCUUGCCCUUGGUCCAGUGCAUGAUGAGAACCAAGGUCUAGGAUCCUUCUUCGAGACGCUCAACGCUCGUCAGAGCACUGAGACCGUGAACUUCACGGAUUGGAAGGCCACAUCACACGAAGACCUUCUUGCAAGCUUCAAGAAAGAGGACAAGGGCAAGUCAGUUACAAGCAAAUCACACGACGUUGGGAUGAUCUUGGAGGCCGACGAGGAUGCGAAGUCGCCCAUGGUUGUUUCACUGCUGGCAGGAGGACCUGCUGAGAGCUGUGGUCAGAUCAAGAGAGGAGACUACCUGACUGUGAUCGACGGGAUCGUGACCUCAGAUCUGCCUCUCAGCUACGUCGAGGAGCUGCUGGCAGGGCCGCAGAACACGGAGGUGAUGCUGGACCUGACGAGGUUCGAGGACGGAGAGGAAGAGCCUCGGUCAUUCUCGGUGACGCUGGUGAGGGAGAGCGCCAAGAGUGGGGGGGAGGCGGCGGGGAGCGAGGGAGGCGUUGGGAUUGUCUUCGAGACCAACGUCAUCGACGGGAGCUGCACCAUCAAGAGGUGUGUGUACAACGGCCCAGCCCAUCGAUCGGGGGUCCUCAAGAACGGAGACGUCCUGUACAACAUCGACGAUGUCUGUGUUCAUAGGAGGGGAUUGCACGUCAUCGCAAAGCUCCUGUUCGGCCCCGUGGGGUCUCACGUCAACCUCUGUUUCCUGCGAGGCAAGAGGAAGUACAUCUGCGUCAACCUCAUGCGCGAAAGGAUCAGCCAUCACACGGACGUUGUGGGGCUGCUGCGCCACUCGCAACAUUCGACGAGCAGCGUGAAGAUCUCUUAA
Guillardia theta CCMP2712 is the source of this 999-nucleotide messenger RNA. RefSeq lists its product as hypothetical. The transcript is spliced from 7 exons. Gene Ontology annotation, molecular function: protein binding; endopeptidase activity. NCBI's taxonomy places the organism in Eukaryota, Cryptophyceae, Pyrenomonadales, Geminigeraceae. The coding region runs from base 1 to 999 and encodes 332 amino acids. The record is from RefSeq and is a predicted model, not a curated record.